Molecule: messenger RNA, 1419 nt
Organism: Plasmopara halstedii
Lineage: Eukaryota; Oomycota; Peronosporomycetes; Peronosporales; Peronosporaceae
Product: aspartyl protease family
Exons: 1
Coding region: 1-1419 (472 amino acids)
Biological process (GO): proteolysis
Molecular function (GO): aspartic-type endopeptidase activity
Source: RefSeq, a predicted model, not a curated record
AUGUCGAAGAAUAAGGUUCCAAGUCAAGCUUUGAGUGCGUUACAAGAUCGAUCCCUUCAGACGAAAAGAUAUAACAAAUCGUCAAGUGCAAAUGUAGCAGAGACUGUUGAAACGGGUCUUCGCACUGCUUCUGGAUCGCACACAAUACAAGUGACUGUCGGUGGCCAGCGCCUUGAAUUGAUCGUUGAUACGGGUAGUGGGAAGACAGCAUUUGUUUGUGUUGGUUGUAAUCAAUGUGGUAUUGAACGAAAGCACCAUCCAUUUGUCUUUUCAGAGAACACGACGUAUUUAACUUGUGAUCAUUCGAUGACUACUCCAACAAAUGACAAUGAACCAUCGUGUGAAGGGUGUGAAAACAACAAAUGCAUGUACGGCCAAUCAUAUGUUGAGGGGGAUCGCUGGAUAGCGUACAAGGCUUCUGACAUUAUGGAGCUUUCUUCUUCAUUUCGAGCACGAAUUGAAUUUGGUUGUAUCUAUCAGCAAUCUGGUGUGUUUCUAGAACAGCCUUCGGACGGCAUAAUGGGCUUUUCGCGACAUCCGGAUUCAAUACAUGAACAAUUUUAUCGACAACAAAUUACUCGUUCACGCAUUUUCUCGCAAUGUCUAGCUGCAAAUGGCGGGUUGCUUACAAUCGGUGGAGUGGAUCUAACUCACCAUACAAAAUUGGUGCGCUACACCCCACUUCGAAGUACUGGGUAUCAGUACUGGACUGUGACCUUGCUUGCUGUAUCGAUUGGUAAUGCUAGUAAUAUUGUGCGUGUGGACAAUGAAGAGUACAAUGCAGAUCGUGGAUGUGUACUUGACAGUGGAACAACCUAUUUGUACAUGCCUGAAAGUGUCAAGAAACCAUUCCAACUCGCAUGGUUCCGAGCUGUUGGGAGUUUCUUACAUGUACCUUUGAGCGAUACAUUCUACACUUUGACUACUGAUGAAGUUGCAGCAUUUCCAGAUAUUUGCUUCUGGUUUAUGAAUGAUGCGCACAUUUGCCUUCCAUCAAGCCGCUACUUUACUAAAAUUGGGGACGAUACCUUCACAGGCACCGUGUUUUUUACUUCAGGACCAAAAACAACCAUAUUAGGAGCUAGCGUGCUAGAAGGUCACGAUAUCAUUUACGACACCGACAAUCAUCGUGUGGGAAUGGCUGAGGCCAUGUGUGAUCAAUCUCUUCAAGCUGAGGUUGAGCUCAGUCUUGAUCCUGGUGGGGACAAGUUCCCAACAAACUUUGAUUACUCGCAAGUCCCUGAGUGGAUACUUGGUUGUGUCAUUUUUUUGGCUAUAGCUGGUCUGAUAAAUGUGAUUUGGGUCGCAGCUGCAAUCAACAACGAACCUCUGGAAAAUGCCAAUAAAAGUAGUACAGUCGAUAUAUGCUGCGAUUCGAGCGAGGACUUUUCCUUUUUCCUCAUGGAUGAACGCGACUAA